Messenger RNA from Rhipicephalus sanguineus (brown dog tick), 2108 nucleotides. Its product is annotated as lysosomal alpha-mannosidase. The transcript has 13 exons. Gene Ontology annotation, biological process: mannose metabolic process. Gene Ontology annotation, cellular component: lysosome. Gene Ontology annotation, molecular function: alpha-mannosidase activity; carbohydrate binding. Bases 46 to 2082 code for a protein of 678 amino acids. NCBI's taxonomy places the organism in Eukaryota, Metazoa, Arthropoda, Arachnida, Ixodida, Ixodidae. The record is from RefSeq and is a predicted model, not a curated record.
CACUCUCUUUUGCAGAGGCGCAGGACGAACCAGGCCCUGAUCUCGAUGGGCGGGGACUACCAGUCGGCAGCGUACACUUACGAGAACAUCGACACCCUCAUUCGGUACAUCAACGCAAAGCACCAGCAUCUUCCCAAGGUUCACGCCUUCUACUCGACGCCAUCGUGCUACCUCCGCUCGCUGCUGGAGACCAACGAGGCGUGGACGGAAAUGGACGAGGACUUAUUUCCCUACACCGACGGCAUACCCGGAAGCGGGCCCGUCCACUCCCCGCAUCAGACGGCCUACUGGACGGGCUACUUCAGCACCGAGCCCCACUUCAAGCGCACCGUGCGGAGAGCCAACGGCGUGCUGCAGGCCUGCAAGCAGCUCUCCGUCCUGGGCUUCGUGCACAGCAAGGACAUCCGGGUGUUCCAGGAAAACGUGGCCCUUGCCCAGAACAACGAAGUGAUAGCGGGAUGCGAGAGGCCCGAAGUGCUGCUGCAGCACGAGGCGCUACUGAACAACGGAAUCGCUCGUUGCCAACGCGUGAUGGACGAGGCCCUUCGAGCCGUCGUGUGGGAAGGGAACUCGGUGAGUCAGCUCCGGUUCUCCCACUGCCUCGAGGCCGAGGACGACUGCAAGCCGGUGGACGCCGACGAGGCGUGGCUGCUGGUGUACAACCCCCUCGCCUACGCCUACACCACCCACAUACGGUUGCCGGCCAAGGAGGGAUACUCAUACCUGGUUGACGGACAGAAUGCUCAGAUCUUGUCGGCAGAGGACAAGGUGGACGAAGUGGUCUUCUCGUCCCGGCUCGUGCCCCUCGGUGUGACGACGCACUACGUGCAGAGGUCGAGAGACUCUCGAGGCACGGCCAAGAUACCGGAGGUGUCCAAAGUCGAGAAACCCAGCAAGAUGACCGUCAUCAGGAACAAGCGCUACCGCCUGUUGGUGGACUCGACCACGGGCUACGUGCGUGGCAUCAUGGUCAAGGGUGGACUGCAGGUGACGCUGCGACACCUGUUCCUCUCCUACCACGCGUACCAGGGAAGCAGCCGCAAGCCGUCCGACAGUCGCGUGCUCAACCCCGUCAACGAUGACCCGUUCGACUUGGGGAACAACGUCACGUACCACAUCACGCGAGGGCCAGAGGUGCAAGAGUUGCACCAGCGCUACACUCCGUGGCUGAGCCUUGUAGUGCGCCUCUUCGAGAACGAGGACACGAUCGAGUUCGAGUGGUCGCUGGGGCCGGUGCCCCUGAGCGACCACAAGGGCAAGGAGAUCGUGUGCAGGUUCGCCAGCAGCGUGCAGAGCGGCGAGCUCUUCUACACCGACACCAACGGACGACGCAGCAUCGAGAGGAAGAGGCUUGAAGGCAGUCCUGUGGCCUCCAACUUCUACCCGGCAACUUCGUGGGCAUUUGUAGCGAGCGAGGCCCAGGGUGUCCAACUGACCGUGUUCCCGGACAGACCACAAGGUGCAGCCAGCCUUGCAUCCGGCAAUCUCGAGUUCCUCAUUCAACGUCGACUGCUCGGAGACCGCGGAGUGCCCGUCAGAGGACGCCACUGGCUACACAUCGGCACGAUCGCAGAUUCACAGGAGUACUUGCGCAUCUUCGCCAAUCGCCUGGUGUACAGCCCUCAACUCUCUUUAGUGGACGCUCGCCAGCCUUACUUCACCAACCUCACCCAGAGAGAGUGGAGCGGGUUGCGCUCGGGGCUCCCCAAGCACGUUCACGUGCUCACGUUGGAGCGCGUGCCCGGUGAGAAGCUGCUGGUGCGACUCGAGUACCAAGCGCCCGAGAUGCCACAAUACGUCAACACGACACAGCUGCAUAUAUCGCGCCUGCUGAAGAACCAGGAUAUCUACCACAUCCUGGAGACCUCGCUGGGAUCGACGCAGGACAAGACGGAAAUGGUGCGCUUCGUGUGGCGUCGUCGGAGCGGGCAGCUACCAGCCGUCAGCCAGGAACAGCGCAUGCGUGUCUGGCUCAAACGCGGCUACCGUCCGCGCUUCGAGGACACCGUCGUUCUGCACCCCGGAGAGAUUCGAACCUUCGUGGGGAGAACCGAGAAAGUCCGACCACUGCCCGACAGUUAAAGCAAAUAAAAGCAAAUAACAAAAUG